UAUUCGGAAGCACGGGAGAGCCCGUGUGAACUAGGGCCGGCCGGCACACGGUAGGCAUGGCUUUGGUUACAGAAUGGAAAAGAACACACCUGUAUUUCUUAGUCGGCACGUACUGUUUUCAUAAUACGUCCUCGGCCGACUUUCACCACAAUGUUGGUUGCCAAGCAUGAUAGUCUUAGGACACGUUGGAACACAGUAUGUUUAAUGUGCGUGAACGGAGAAAUAGUUCACUUCAUCCAUUCGCAAUAGUUGACCGACUCGAAUACGCACCUUUCUUUCAUAUCCCAGUUCGAUAAUGGGUGCUGAGUUCCGAGUUCAUCGCCGAGCGCUCACUAAGAUCAAAAGCUUCCGAACAUACACGCGAUGGCACCAAGUCCUUUCUGUUUCUGCUGGAAAUACAAAGCGGACGCUUCUCUGCUCUCGCAGCGGCGGUGUCCACGAAGUCGCCGCGGCUGAAGAUGCACUUCACGCUUGCUUCCGAUUCAUUUUGCUUGCGAGGAGGAGAGCGGGGCAGCGCGCUGGUUCGAGGCUACGUUCCUCCUUGCAAAGUUCCGUAAGCAGGCUUUCCUGCGGCUAGUUUGAGCUAUCCACGAUGGCGGACCUAGAGCUAGAAUCGUAAUUAGGGUGUCAGCAUGCGGGCUGCUGACACACAAUUCCCGCUGCCUUCCCUCCCUCGCACCAUCGAAACUUUGAAAACGCGUGUCUCAGGUUUAACAGUUCUACUAGCUGGAACGCGGCCAUCUUGGUUAGGCCAAGUUAGCUGUGUGGGAAAGCCUGCUUAUGAAAUUUCGGAUAUCCCCUAUUAAAGCACAUAUAGUAUUUAGAAAGGGGUGCAGGGCACGGGCGCAGGGCAUGAAAUUUCUAGCACACGAGUGGGUACUUUGCGUAGUAAGCGGCUUCAGUAUUUCCGAUAGGUACAUAUCCUCCAUUGCUGCUAAAUAAGUGUUAAUUAAUCAGUUAAUAUAUUUAAUCAUCGCAUAUAGAUCCCGAAUGCCACUGCCAAGAAUGAUGUGUUGUUGUUGUGUUGUUAAGGAUGAAUCUGUGUCGUGCUGUGUUUAACAUUCACGAGAAAUUCUCCUUUGGAACACCUCUGUUAUACGAGUGAUACAACGUACGGUCUCAGAAUGCCUUCUUCAGGCGUUCCCCUCCCUCCUCUUUUUACCCCCCGUCUCUCACCACACUUUCGUUGUCUGGGAGCUCUGGUUACAUUUGCCGAAGCUAAAGAGGUGCGACCUGUUACAUAAUUAUCAUGUAACAACUAGCUCGCGCGGAAAGAAGCCGAAAAGCUCACGACACAAGUUGACACCGGACAACUUUCACUCGCAGUGCACUGCGAUGUCGGGCCUUGUGGUUUGCCGCGACUUACGGAGGGCAUUUUUCAGCUCUGCUGGCGAAGCUGAACGUAGACCUCGAACAAGAGUGACUCCUACAGUGCUGAAAGACUGAGCGGGAAAAGUAGAAAAAAAAGGAAAGAAAGAAAGAAAGAAAGAAAGAAAGCGAAUAAAAAAAAUCCCACAAUAUAGGAGAGGGAGGUGUUUGAGGAGGUCAAUAAGGACGCAUUUGUUCGGGCAACACCAAGAGCACUUUCACUGCUUGCUCUGGUGACCGAGGAAAACAAUGAAUAACAAGUUCGCCCAAAGCACAAGAGUUUCCGACAGACGAUUCUCUGGAAAAAAUAAAGAACUAACCUUGGUGCGUACGUGCUUGGAACUGCCCCUUUCAUUUCGAAUACGACGCCGCCUCCGCUUAAGGCGCUUGCGGAAACCGUCAAUUACUUCGCGUAAAGGGAACGCGGAUAUUUGACUGCGCCCUUUCCGAACGAUUUUCGGUUGCGCUACAGCUGAUGCCAAGAAAAAAAGAAAGAAAGAAAAAGAUUUAAAGGGCAUACAUAAAAAAAAAGAAGAGAGCAGGGAUCGGCAUUGUUCUUCCUUGUUUCUUUUUUUCGUGACCAGUCAGCUGUUUCGAACCGAGCAGAUCGGCCACGCUCUCACUGAGGGGCGCCUCGACGACAUCUCCGAGGACCACGUGGCCGCCACGCCUGUAGAACGCGGAGACGCGGUACAACCCCCGUAUAAAAGCGAAUUGUGAGGAAAACGGCAGUGAAGCUUGCCCAAGCGCGGCCAGCGUGGAAACCAUGGGCCGUGCGCCGAAGAUACUACGGGUUUCCUUGUUUCUUCUACUCUGUUCGUGCGAAUCAACGCUGUGCAAAAAGAGCAAUGGUCCUUUGCAAGAGUCCGUCGCCAUAGCCUCGUCGGAAACGAAAGCGGUGGAAAGCGAAAGUAAGCUCAGCAACGAUCUCGUCGCCCUAGAAACGGGCUACGGGGGUUACGGAGGCCACGGAGGUCACGGCGGUUACGGAGGUCACGGCAGCCACCACGGCGGUCACGGAUACGGGCACGACAACCACGGCUAUGGCCACGGCAGCCACGGUCACGGCAACAAGCACUACGGGGGUCACGACAGCGGUCACUACGGUGGCCACGGCCACCACGGAAACCGCGGCUACGGAGGCUGGGGAGGGAGCCACCAUGGGGGCCACUCCAACCACGGUGCAUACGGGGGUCACGGCCACAGGCACGGACACUGGAAGCACCACGGUCAGCACUGGAAGGACCGCGGCUAUGGCCACGAACGCAAAUGGGGCUGGGACAGAGGGGGUGGGAGCCACGGAGCAUACGGGGGACACGGCGAGGGCCACGGCCAUUGGGGACACCACGGCAACAGGGGCCACUACGGCGGACACAAGCACGGCCACCACGGGCAUGACUCGUACGGCGGCCACGGUCAUUACGGAGGACACAAGCGGGGACACUACGGCGGCUCCAACCACGGGCAUGGUCACCACGGCUACGGGCACGGCAACAGAGGGUACGGCCACGACCACUACGGCGGACACAAGGGACACUACGGACACCAUGGAGGAGGCUACGGGCAUGGUUAGGUUCGGCUUGAUACGACAGAGACGCCACAAUACGGAAAGUUCGCCAAAACGCUCUACCUUGUUAUUUAUAGCACACGGGUAAUCGACUUCAAUAAUAAAAGAAAUAUUACAAUCGAAUAGUUUACCUGCAUUUUAUACCCAUCUAUUUUAAGAACUAUUCAUACAUUUGCCGAACAACAGGCCUUGCGGUGUUGUCACA
Molecule: messenger RNA, 3140 nt
Organism: Dermacentor andersoni
Lineage: Eukaryota; Metazoa; Arthropoda; Arachnida; Ixodida; Ixodidae
Source: RefSeq, a predicted model, not a curated record